CGAUUUAAGAAUCUGGCAACACUGCGCGUGCGUGUGCUAGUGUAGUUAAAUUUUGUCGGAAUAAGAGUUCCUAACCUUUAAAAGUCGGCAUUUUUAAUACUUGCUAACUUGCUUCGCAAGACAAAACAACAAUAUUCUAUGCCAGAUUCUUUUGAUUUGUGCGAAACCGCGUCGAUCGAUAUAUCUUCCAUCAAAAACAAUAAGCGAUCAUCUAAACUAAACAACAAUUGAAUUGGUAUUUGAUUUUAGAUAUUUCUUGUAAGCGCAAAAAAGUCAUAAAUAAAUAUAAUUGUACGUAAAAUUAGUAGAUUUCGGUACCUCUAAGAGCUAAUAUAUAUAUAUGUACAUAUACUUACACAUAUUUAAGUCAUAUUUUAGUAACAUCUGAUAACUAACACCUGUAUAGUGUGUACCUAAAUUAAAAUUAAAAUUUUAAAAAUGACAGUAAUAUUAGGAGGUGGUAUAGCAGGCUUAUCGGCGGCGUAUUACGCUGUUAAUGACGCGAAAAUUGCGUCUGUUGUUUUAUUGGAAGCGUCUAAUCGUUUAGGUGGAUGGAUACGUAGCAAAAGCUCGCCGAGCGGAGCGAUCUUUGAAGAAGGACCAAGAACCGUUAGAAUAGUAGGACCGGCUGGAAAGAACACUCUUAAUCUAAUAGAUAAUCUUCAAUUGAAAGACAAAUUAAUUCACAUCAGAUCGAGUCAUUCCGCGGUGCGAAACAGAUUGAUCUACUCGGACGGGACACUGCAUCUUCUGCCAACCUCAUUAAAGGGUAUCUUCAAAACGACUUCGCUCCUGGAUCGUCCUUUGAUAAACUGUCUGUGGACAGACUUGAAAGCUGCCAAAGUAUCCAAAGACGACGAGAGUGUUUACAGUUUCGUUGAGAGAAGAUUGGGUCAGGACGUUGCGGAUAAUUUGAUCAGUCCGAUGAUAUGCGGAAUCUGUGCGGGAGACGCGCGCGAAAUAAGCGUCAAUUUUCUAAUGAAAUCUCUAUUCGAAGCUGAACAGAAACACGGUUCCAUAGUCAAGGGUUUAGUGGUGAAUAAUUUGGCAAAAAUCUUUUCAAAAAAGGAAAAAGCUAAUACGAAUGACAAGAAUAUAAAAAACUGCACAGAUUCGUCUGUGAGUUUAGUGAGCAAAGCUCAAAAAGAAAACUGGGUGAUGUGGGGCCUGCAGGACGGGCUUGAGCAAUUACCUCGCGCGUUAGCUGACAACGUAAAAAAUCGAGGAGUGAAGAUACAGACUAGAAAAAAAUGUGAGAAACUUACUUUCAAGUCGGGUCGCGUGGAACUGGUAGUUAACGGAGACGUUCAAGAGUGCGAACGCGUUAUUUCGAGUCUGUACGCCAAAGAUUUGGCUGAAUUGUUGCAGGAGCAACAUCCCGUGUUAUCGGCAGAAUUGAGAGCAAUACCCACCGUGACGGUAGGAGUGGUUAAUCUUGAAUUUCCAGGGAAUGUGCUGCCUAUGCAGGCGUUCGGCUUCCUCGUACCUCCGAAGGAGAAUCUUCCUCUGCUUGGUGUCAUCUUCGAUUCUUCUGUAUUCUCGCGGGAGUCCUCCACGGUACUGACGGUAAUGAUGGGUGGCGCGUGGUUCGAGAAACACUUUGGACUGAAUCCGACGGAGGAACAGCUGUUAACUACGGCGAUCGAUCGCACAAAAAGUAUCUUACGUAUCGAGGAAGAACCAGUGGCGCACAACGUUGCCAUUUUGAAGAAUUGCAUACCGCAAUACGUGGUGGGUCAUUAUCAACGUGUGCAACGCAUCCACGAUUACAUUUUGACGCGUCGCAUCCCCCUGAGACUGUGUGGUUCCUCUUACCAGGGUGUAGGACUCAACGACGUUAUUCUGUCAGCAAAACAGGCUGUUUGUGACAUCGUGGAAUAAUUGCGGUAUUACUCGAACAAAAAGGUCAAACAAUCAAAAAUGUAAAUCGCAAAACUAGCAUAUAUACAUGUAUAUAACACAAUAAAACUGUAUGUGUAAAUGCUGUA
Pseudomyrmex gracilis is the source of this 1988-nucleotide messenger RNA. RefSeq names its product protoporphyrinogen oxidase (gene Ppox). Gene Ontology annotation, biological process: heme biosynthetic process. Gene Ontology annotation, molecular function: protoporphyrinogen oxidase activity, oxygen as acceptor. Gene Ontology annotation, cellular component: mitochondrial inner membrane. Lineage: Eukaryota; Metazoa; Arthropoda; Insecta; Hymenoptera; Formicidae. The coding region runs from base 439 to 1881 and encodes 480 amino acids. The transcript is spliced from 2 exons. The record is from RefSeq and is a predicted model, not a curated record.